AUGGCGGCGGGCUUCCUCAAGUCGGGCGACCUGGGCCCCCAUCCGCACAGCUACGGGGGUCCGCACCCGCACCACUCGGUGCCCCACGGACCCCUGCCGCCCGGCAUGCCCAUGCCCUCGCUGGGGCCCUUCGGCCUCCCACACGGACUGGAGGCCGUCGGGUUCUCCCAAGGUAUGUGGGGCGAUCUAUGCUAUCCAGGCGUCAACACACGAAAACAGCGUCGCGAACGCACCACAUUCACACGCGCCCAAUUGGACGUCUUGGAGGCCCUGUUCGGCAAGACCCGUUACCCUGACAUAUUCAUGCGCGAAGAAGUGGCCCUCAAGAUCAAUCUGCCCGAAUCCAGAGUACAGGUGUGGUUCAAGAAUCGCCGCGCCAAGUGCCGCCAGCAGUUGCAGCAGCAGCAGCAGUCGAACAGCUUGAGCAGCUCGAAGAACGCCAGCGGCGGCAGCGGCGCCAGCUGCAGCAGCUCCUCCGGCAACAGUCGCAGCAACGGCAACAACAACGGCGGCAGCAGCGGCAACAACAACUCACAGAGCUCCGGCGGCAACAACGGCAACAAGUCGUCCCAGAAGCAGGGCAACUCGCAGUCCAGCUCCUCCGGCGGCGGCAACAACAGCAACAACAACUCCGCGGCAGCAGCGGCCAGUGCAGCGGCAGCGGUGGCAGCGGCCCAAUCGAUCAAGACGCACCACAGUUCCUUUUUGAGCGCCGCCGCGGCGGCAGCCUCGGGCGGUACGAAUCAGUCGGCCAACAACAAUAGCAACAACAACAACAACCAAGGCAACUCAACGCCCAACAGCAGCAGCAGCGGCGGCGGCGGCGGAAGCCAAGCGGGCGGACACCUAUCCGCCGCAGCAGCAGCGGCGGCCCUGAACGUGACCGCCGCCCACCAGAACUCCUCGCCACUGCUGCCCACGCCGGCCACGUCCGUCAGUCCGGUGAGCAUCGUCUGCAAAAAGGAGCACUUGUCCGGCGGCUAUGGGUCCAGUGUGGGCGGCGGCGGUGGCGGCGGCGGCGGCGGUGGCGCCUCCUCCGGCGUGGGCCUCAACUUGGGCGUGGGCGUUGGCGUGGGCGUGGGCGUUGGUGUGGGCGUGUCGCAGGACCUGCUGCGCUCGCCCUACGAUCAGCUGAAGGACGCUGGCGGCGACAUUGGCGCCGGAGUGCAUCAUCAUCACAGCAUCUACGGCUCGGCGGCCGGCAGCAAUCCGCGCCUGCUGCAGCCGGGCGGCAACAUAACACCGAUGGACAGCAGCAGCAGCAUCACCACCCCAUCGCCGCCGAUCACACCGAUGUCGCCGCAGUCGGCUGCCGCAGCGGCACACGCCGCCCAAUCGGCCCAGUCCGCCCACCACUCCGCCGCCCAUUCGGCCGCCUACAUGUCCAAUCACGAUUCGUACAACUUCUGGCACAACCAGUACCAGCAGUAUCCGAACAACUACGCCCAGGCGCCCAGCUACUACUCGCAGAUGGAGUACUUCAGCAAUCAGAACCAGGUGAACUACAACAUGGGCCACUCGGGCUACACGGCCUCCAACUUCGGCCUGUCGCCAUCGCCAUCCUUCACGGGCACCGUGUCCGCGCAGGCCUUCUCCCAGAACAGCCUGGACUACAUGUCGCCGCAGGACAAGUACGCGAACAUGGUGUAG
Messenger RNA from Drosophila teissieri, 1650 nucleotides. RefSeq names its product homeotic protein ocelliless (gene oc). Gene Ontology annotation, molecular function: DNA-binding transcription factor activity, RNA polymerase II-specific; RNA polymerase II cis-regulatory region sequence-specific DNA binding. The coding region runs from base 1 to 1650 and encodes 549 amino acids. The transcript is spliced from 3 exons. Gene Ontology annotation, cellular component: nucleus. NCBI's taxonomy places the organism in Eukaryota, Metazoa, Arthropoda, Insecta, Diptera, Drosophilidae. Gene Ontology annotation, biological process: regulation of transcription by RNA polymerase II. The record is from RefSeq and is a predicted model, not a curated record.